Messenger RNA from Procambarus clarkii (red swamp crayfish), 1056 nucleotides. RefSeq lists its product as uncharacterized. The record is from RefSeq and is a predicted model, not a curated record. NCBI's taxonomy places the organism in Eukaryota, Metazoa, Arthropoda, Malacostraca, Decapoda, Cambaridae.
AUGAACUCAGAGUUCUCGGAAAACUGGUUCCGGAGUGCCCGGUGAAGCAUUGUGUGAGAUCAACGGCAAGUUCCCGUAAUUCUGAAAUGGUUAUUUAUGCUGUCAGUGGGUGCGGGAGAUUCCCAUUGGUUAUCCUGAUCUAUAUAACCUGCUGGAGCCGAGAGUCCGUCACCACUGUCCUCAGCAAGAGUCUAACAUGCAGACAACACUCACAGUGAGCGCCCUGCUCCUAGCAGUGGUGACAGGCAGCCCCCUCCAGGGCUCGUCACUGCAGCUCACCAACACACCGACACAAGAUACCAAUCUGGCGCCAAUUUACACGUCGGACGAGGAGCUUGAUCCAUAUUUGGUGCAAGACGAGGGACGAGAACCGUCCCUAAACUCUGGUGAAGAUGGUUUGAGUCAUGAACGAAGAAAGCGACAGACCACAGUAUCCGGAUCCGCCAACACUGAACACCUGGGUGGUGGGGCUCGGCGAGACAGCGCAAGCAUCAACUUGGGUCACACCUUCAACAAACACACAAUCCAAGGCGGCCUCAGUGUUGACCGCACCAAAGUUCCCGGCCUUGGGAGCGAGAGGAACGUGGGAGCCAAUUUGGGUUACGAGUUCAAGCCCAACAAGCAGACCUCCAUCACCGCCGGUUUUCAACACUCCCGGGGUGGAGGCCGCAGGUCCAACAGUUUUGGACUUGGUUUCAGUCACACGUUCGGCCGGAAGAGGAGAGCCACAGAGAACUUGUAAAUAACGUCUUGAGAAGAAGUGAAAGUUGAGUGUGUUCUUAAGAUGCCAGCGUUCCUCUCCAGUAUUACUAGAGGGCCUCCAGAGACCCGCGUCUAACUAGUCCUGUCAACACCUCUCAUACUAAUAGGCCUAGCUUGGCCUGGAAGCAACUGGGAGUGUGGAGUCACAAGGAAUUCUUAGUCUAGGGGUUCGAAUUCUACAAUACAUUGUUAUUUCUUUCAUCAUUUCAUUAUGAACAUUAGUUCAAUAGGGCCCAUAAUGUUAUCAUUGAACAAUAUUAUAGACGUAUUUAAUAAAUUUAACAAUAAAUAGAA